UUGAGCAAUAAAAUAACAAUCACCGCAAUGUUGCAAUCGAGUCCCCCGAGCUGCUCCAGUCAGAGCAGAAGUGUCUGUGCGCCGGAGCCCAUCAUGACUUAUUUUGCCAGCGUCCUGACAUGGCUGCUGCCUCUUCUCAUCCUGAGAGGGUCAUGUGACCAGAGGCAGGACUGUGAGUGGGGACCGUAUGGAGAGUGGUCUGAAUGUGACAGUUGCACCAAACUCCAGUCGAGAAGCAGAAGCUUUGCCGUUUACGCCCACUUUGGAGGAAGCGCCUGCUCAGGGAAUCACGUUGAAACCCAAGAAUGUGAAACCACACAGGUCUGCCCUUUGCAGGGUGGGUGUGGGAACAGGUUUCGCUGUCCGUCAAAAGGAACCUGCAUCGGCCAGAACCUGGUGUGCAACGGGGACGGAGACUGUAAUGGGAACGGAGACGAGACCGUGUGCAGUCCGACAAGAAAAUAUAUGAUAUGCAGAACAGACAAGAUGCUACCGCACAUUGAAUAUUUUGGACUCGGGUUUGAUACGUUGAAGGGUGAGAGGAGUGCGGCGGGAGUUUUCAACAUCAAAAGCUUUGGGGGCCAAUGCCGCAGUGUCUUUAGCCCGAUGCACCGCGGGGUCUUCAGACUGCCUCUGAGCAUCAAGCAGUUCAGGCCACUGAGGGAACCUGAGAAGGACUUCAGUUUCAAGGUCUAUGCUAGUAAAUGGCACUUUGCUAAAGAGAUGGUUCGCAAUUCCUCAUUCAUUUUGUCCAGCUACCAAAACUUCCCCUUCGAUCAGAUCCCCUUGCUGUCAGCGGGACACAAGUUGAUGGUUGUACAGAAGGACAUUUCCCUGCUCAAGAUUUCAACUGCCUCGCCUGAAUAUUUGAUACUAGAAGAGGAGCUCUGGAGGGCGCUGUCCAGGCUCCCUGCGUCUUACAACUACCCGGCCUACAGACGCCUUGUGGAGUACUUUGGAACGCACUACGUGUCUGAGGGAAGUCUGGGAGGCUCCUACAAGGGCAUUUUUGUAAUAGACCAGGAGAAGGAAAAACUGAGCCAGCAGCACUUUGAGUGUGACAGUGUGGCAGUCACCCCCGAUACCCUCGGACAACAACCACAAGUACCAAAUUUUAGGAUUAAGCGAACAGAAGUGCUCGGAGGUGACAUGCAGUGGUUGGCACCGCUGAGUAGGGCGGAUCCUUUGCAGUCCAACCUCUGUGACCUUUUCAUGAAGUGGGAAGCAUCUAUAGUAAACAGUCCUGAGCUUGUUCAGAAAAAGCUGCGGCCGCUGUGGGAGCUGGUGAAGGAGGUGCCCUGCGCUGGCCUGAAGAGGCUUCACCUGCGCAGAGCCACUGAACAGUAUGUCAGCGAGCACGACGUCUGCCACUGUCCGCCCUGCAGGAACAACGGCUUGGCUGUCAUGGUGAAACAAGUGUGCCGUUGCAUCUGUAAGCCUGGCACAUCUGGACGGGCCUGCGAGAAUGGCGCCGACAUCGAGGGUGUGACCGAUGGCCGCUGGUCAUGCUGGUCAGCUUGGACGUGCACUGGGGGUCAGAGGUCACGACAGCGCACCUGUACAAACCCUGCGCCUCAGAAUGGAGGCCAAGAAUGUGUCGGCGAAAGCACCGAGACCUCAGACUGUGAGGAGAAUGCAAUGGAAUACUUGAAAACCGUAGAGCCUGAGUGUUUCGAUCCAAGUGUUCCACCAGUGGCAAAGUGCGGACCUCCUCCAGCUCUCAUCAACGGAUAUGUCCUGGAACCGAAGGACGCCUACGUUGUGGGCAGUAAGGUCAAAUAUGAGUGCACCGCUGGACUGGACUAUCAUGGCGCAGAGUUGGAGUGCACCACCAAUCAAACCUGGUCGCACGAAGCUGGACUGUGUUCAGUGGGCCGUGUGUUUGGACCUCGGCAAUGAGUUCCAUCUGGACCAGCUCUGUGUGAGCUGUGGAAGACACCUAACAGGGGAAGAUGUCAACGACAACGGAUCUGUCGUCGCCAUGAAAGUGAAGCGCCAUGUGAAGGAGACACAAUGCAUCAUGCUCAUGAAUCAUGACUCAGAAUUACUCCGGUCCCACGGUGUCCCGUGUCUAAUCCACUGAUCUUUAAUGGUACUAACCAGCAAUAUGGUCAAACAAUAAACAACAGCAAAUAUAAA
Synchiropus splendidus (mandarinfish) is the source of this 2139-nucleotide messenger RNA. It is a transcript of the gene c7a, whose product is annotated as complement component 7a. The coding region runs from base 28 to 1899 and encodes 623 amino acids. Gene Ontology annotation, cellular component: membrane attack complex. The transcript is spliced from 15 exons. The record is from RefSeq and is a predicted model, not a curated record. Gene Ontology annotation, biological process: immune response. Lineage: Eukaryota; Metazoa; Chordata; Actinopteri; Syngnathiformes; Callionymidae. Gene Ontology annotation, molecular function: protein binding.